CGUCCCGUCACUUAAAGUGCGGGCUACGAGUUGAAAGGAUGUGUUUGCAUUUUGCUACUGUUUCGCGGCGUUCACCUUCAGUCUGUUGUUGGAGUGUUUGAGGCGGUGGACUCAGAAAGUGAUUUGUGUCUGCCUUGCUGCAGUGCAGAGUCAAUGGGAAGGACGUUGUCAGACACAGAAGAAAGCGGGAGAGCAUAAUAAACUAAGUGAUAUUAGUGCGGUGUGAUAGAUGGUCGCUUUUGGUGGAUUGAACCGCUUGAUUGGUAUUAAGUGGAAGAGUGGAAAAUUGGCAUGAAAUUGAAGAUUUCGUAGACGUUCGGCGGAUAUCGGAAUCAAUCGAGUGAGAGGAAGAAUCGCGAUUCGAUAGAGGGAAUUCUUACUGAUUGUUAUUUUGUACAUGUGAUGCGUACUAAUUGUGUAAAUAAGUUAGUGGAUCAGAAAGCUGCACUGUGCUCUGCUGGUGAUUCGGACAAAUUGUUGUGAACAGAUAUUUUUGUGAGAUUUCAAACAUCCUGUACUGGUUAAGCGUAUACCAACUGAUUUCUAAAUUGUAGUAUUGAUAGGGCAUUAAAAUAAACGUCAUUUUAUCACCCGGAAAUUAAUACAGCAUUCCGAUUCAUAACGGAAGAAAAAGUUCAGUGAAAUAUUGUAAUAAUAAAAAUAAAAAAAAAGACUGUUAGUGAUACUCUUAAACAUUUAGUAAAAAGUAGCGAGAGAAUAACAGAAAUUCUACGAUAAUUAAAAUACAGUGUCAUUCAACCAACUAACAUUUUGUUGAUGCACGCAACAAGCGAACUUACACCGACUGCAGUGCUGGAAUCUACCGGAAAAUUUGCUCCAUUUUCUUCACUCUCAAUAAUGUUUCUGUAAGGCACACGCUACAUUUUCCAACUGAAACGGGAAAAUAGAAGAAUAGACUUGUGUUACGUACGAUACUGAGAGUGUUUUCAUACCCCGGCUCCGACAGCCAGGCUGUAUUCAAGUGCAGAAUAGCAAAGGAUAAAAAAAUAUCAUAACAUAUCCCAUACAAUCAAAUAAAAUCACUUUACACACUUUGCUCUAUAAACGGAGUAAUAACAUCACAUACCGCGUGCUGUCGUUUUUGCUCCGACGGAAGUCAGAAGCUGUGCCGAACGAAUCCGUGAGAGCAACUGAAGGUGCCCCUAUGAAGCGGCACACGACACGUUAAGCCGUGUGGCUGAGCAGUAAGAGAGGUGAAUUCAACACCCACCCACCCAGCGAGCUAGUCUCGUUUCACCGACAGUGAAUUGUGUUUUUAGGUGAAAAGCGCGCACGCCGGCUUCCGUCGUCGGUUUGCCCCGGUGUGUAACCGUCAGCACCUUUUUGCUUCCGCUUUCCGCACUCAUUCGUUGUUUUUCCAGCCGAUAGAGCGACUGCUACGGAAAGGACAUUUCCCUGCCGAACCCGAGAGCCGUGACGCAAGAGAUAGAGGCAAGAGAGUGGGAGAGUGAGAUCAAGCACGAAAAGAGGCAAAGGGCCGACGGUGUAGCAGAACUCCAUUAAAUCCAAGCGAAAAUACGCAGCAAAAAACUGAAGUUAAAUAACACAGGAAAGAGAGUGGAAUUAACGAGCGGGUUUCACUUUGCGAGCAAAAAAAGAGAGCGAAUCGGCAAUACAGAGGCACACCGAGCUCGUAUAAUCAAUUGGCAAACUGGGCACCCAUGGGACACCGAAACGCCGAGGGGCUGGACAUGAGCAUCCAGUGAAAACCUUAACCUUCGGUGACGUCAAGCGUCCGGUGUCAGGAAUGCACAGCACUGAAAAUGUUGCUGUGGAACCGAUCAACGAUCACCCAAUCAAUGUGCAACCAAAUCGAACCCUCAACACCGCCAGUGUUACAACUAUGGGACACACGACAGUUACACCGAACGCACCGGCAAUCCAAUCAUCGGUUUCGUCCGCCCCAAACCUCAUGGGCAAUACCGGCCUUGCCAAGGAUUGCGCCGGUUGCGGGAAACGCAUUACCGAGCGCUUCCUGCUGAAAGCCCUGGACCUAUUCUGGCACGAGGAUUGCCUCAAGUGCGGCUGCUGUGAUUGCCGGCUCGGCGAAGUCGGCUCAACCCUGUAUACUAAAGCGAACCUAAUACUGUGUAAGCGAGACUAUCUGAGACUGUUCGGAACCACCGGAUACUGUGCAGCGUGCAACAAAGUGAUACCGGCGUUCGAGAUGGUGAUGCGUGCCAAAAACAACGUGUAUCAUUUGGAAUGCUUUGCCUGUCAGCAGUGCAAUCAUCGGUUUUGUGUUGGUGAUCGAUUCUAUCUAUGUGAUAAUAAGAUUUUAUGUGAAUACGACUACGAGGAACGGUUAGUGUUCGCUAGUAUGGCGUGCAAUCCAUCUAGUUUAGCUCAUAUACGGAGGCAAGUUAGUAAUUUACAGCCAGCCGGAGAAAGUCUCAUCAGUACUACUGGCAGCGGACGUCUGCCGCCAGCCAUUAAUCGAUCUGCAUACGUAGCAGACAAAUUGGGACUCGGGCAACAGCAGCAACAACUACCACAGGGUCCCCCGCAGCCGCAGACUCCAUCAGCACCAACCAAUCACCAAUCACACCAUCAGCCACAACCCCAGCAAUCACCGCAACAUUCUCAGCAACCUGCAAGCGCCAACCAUCCGCAAAAUUCAGCACAGCAACAGCAUCAUCCCAGUAAUCUAGGUCCCCACAGAGACGAUGGCUCUAGCGGCUACGGAAGUCCCGACUCCGAAACAUUUGAAACCCCAUCCUCCCAAUGACGCCCAGCACCAUGAUUCUGUGAGGCCACCUAAUAGCGUUUGCUGCGCGUUUUUCAUUAUUUCACUUGAUUAAAACAGACAGAUGAGAGAUGCACCUAACCUGAAACAAACUUAUUUUUUACAAUUGCAAUCCUCAGAAACAAUUCUUCAAUAUUAUCAAUUCGCAUAUUAUAAUCAAUGGUAUCGGAUGAAUAUUUGAUCAAAAUCGACGUUAAACAUAACAACCGUUAGAAUCAUUCACAAUGAUCAUUUUGAAUUGUGAAAUUCAAACCAGUUUUCACAAAAAAGAAAUCUCGUCGUUUCAACGUAAAACUUCAUUUCAAUUCACAAAUAAUUCAUAGGUUUCGCAAAUAUGUGGGGAGAUUCUAAUGUAUAUUUUUAUGAACGAUGUUGUUGUGCAUCUGAAUUUUGGAUACUCACAAACAAAUGCUCACAAAAUAAAACAGAUUCUAGUGGAUUAAUUCUGAUCUUAGCAAAUAAAAUUCAUGCGAAGGGUAAUCUGCUUAGUGAAGACAUUUAGGCCUUGAAUUUCUGAUUUCUCAUCAGGUCGGAAGUUUUACAUAAUUUGCUAUGUAUAGCAAUAUUGACAGAAUGUUUCAAACCAGGAAACCUAAAUGUGAACCAGUAUCACAGACUAACAGACAUGACAGUAUGAGUAAAUUCUAAUAAAAAUUAUUUUUCGUGAUGCACUAGUUCCACCUAUAUUGUACUGCGCGAACUAUUUACUAUCUGUACACCCCUUGUGUUAUGUAAAAGUUUUUUUACUAGUUGGUUUCCCCUCGUUUGUCAACACCGAUCAGCUGCUUGCAGGGAUGCCUGAUUUCAUCAAAAUAUUUGAAAAUGAAUCGUCACAAUGAUUUAUUGGAUUACGUUGAUAAUAUAUUUAACUUUUUCUUGAUGUUGGAGGGUAACCAUUUAUUCGACUCAAAUUUGUUCAUCUAGACUAUUUUUUAUUGUGUUGGUAGUUUUCACCCGAAAUUAAGUGGCGGCAGACCAGAAGCAAGUAAAUAUUGUAACAAAACGGGUUCGAUUUUUUAUUGAGUUGGAGGAUGAGAAGUAGGCGCAAUUAUGUAUAUAGUUUAGGCAAUAUCAAAGAUAAACUCAAGAUAGAGUAGUCUGCGAUUUCUUAGGUAUCAUUUGAAUAGGACCCCUCGAUGAGCUCGGUUCACUGUCAAUUUGAGUAUUUUGAAGCAAAACAACAAGUGUCUGAUCACUAGAUGCGUCGUAACUAUGACAAUGAUUGUUUAUGUUUGGAAAAAUAUCAAGUUACAGUAUGAACGAUAUUGAGAAAUUUCGCUUUAUAUCAGUGAUUCUUAGAAUAAGAAAGUGAAAACUACUUAGAACCAUUGUCUAGAAUUUAUUUAGUUUGUUAUAGCCUCAUCCCAUGAAGCAUCAGUUGUGGCAAGAAAUCAUUAUAUGUUGAAUGUAAACAUAUGUGUGCUUCCUUUCUAACUUGUAUUGUUUCCAUGGCAUUUUGUCGGAACUAGUCGACGCUUGUUAACGGAGGGUCAAUAAAAUUACAUUAUUACUGAACCAACUGGUUCACGAUUACUGACCCAACAUUUUUCAAUGAAACGUAUGGAACAUUGUAAUCUUCAGUUUAUCUUUGGCAAUAUGUAUUAAAUCUGUAUCCUGCAUGAAAUUCGCAUGGACGUAUACAAAUCAAUACAUUACAGGUAAUUCUGUAUGAAUGGCAACUCUGUUGGUAAAUGAAAAAAAUAAAGACAGUCUAGAUGACAGACAUGAUGUUUUUGAUAGGGUAACGUGGCGCCAUCAUGACACAUGUGAGUACUGUCCCAAAUAAUGGAAUAUUCGAAAUGACCGUUAAAAUGAUUGAAGAAUCAAAUUUGAGUUUCCUGUCUGUUAGUCUGUGCCAGUAUGUUGUACUUCAUUUCAAUAAUGUUUAUUUCAACAUGCCUUGAAAAAUCAAAAUAUCUUGAUCAAAAUAAAAUUAUGUUAAAAUCAUAAUGAUAAAAACAUUUUUAGAAUAUCUACUAAAUUCUAAAACUUUGUUCUAUAUGCUCUGUACAUCAUCGUAUUUUCUUAGAAGUGAGUUGCUGCAAAUGUUGGAACUAACAAAAUGUUGUCACCUUUUAAACGCAUUUUCCACCAGAUGAAAUUUCAAUGGAGGAACAUCACUGGUGGUUGUGUCAUAUUUGCACUUCAGACUUAGCUACAAGGGUAAAAUCAAAUGAAGUCAGUUUUAUGCCAAUCGUUUUUGUCUUACACCUUUUCAAUUUCAACUUUAUGAGGCCUACUAGAAAGACUGUAAGAAGUGCUCUGGUGCACAGCAUGCCAUAUGGCGUUUUCGUUUUUAAUUUGCACUACACCGGUGCAGUGCUACACUGAGGCAUGAAUAAACGAACAAAACUGACGAAAACAUAAACAGUAACCAUUGACUACAAUAAACGAUUCCAUUGCACAGAGCUACACCAAACUUUUGAUGAGUGCUACACCAGUGGUAUCGGUGCAGAAAAAGUGUAGCACUGGUGUAGUGCAAUUGGCAAAAACGAACGGAUUCAGUGCACCUUUCGCUACACCGGUGUAGUGCAAUUUAAAAACGAAAACGACAAUAGAUUCUAGGGCAGAAAGAUCGACAAAUUAAUCAUAUGAAUGAAAGCAGAAGUACUCCAUUUUAAGGAAAUUUAAAUGGAAAGUAAAACUUUAGUUUUGUUUCAAAUUAUAAAUUGGAAUAUUGAAUUGUUAUGUACUAUUUUUAGCGAUACUAACGAAUUCUCGAAUCUUGUUUUUCUGAUUAUUCGAAGCAAAUUCGAUAUUCGUGGUUUAAACCGUGCUAAAUGUCAUAUAUUGUUCAGUUGUGUAAUGUAAUACAAGGAAGAUUGAAAACCAUUUUUAUGUGAAGUUGAGAGGCGCUCGGUUCAUAGUGAACAAAAUUUCUUAUGAUGGAACCGACCUUGUCUUAGCAAUUCGUACGAUUAUACAAUACGAAUAUAAGGUAAUACAUAUUUCACUAUGUCCUAUAUUUCUAUCGGAAUAACGUUAAAAACGAAGAUAUAUAAUUCAUUGGGUAAGGAGUGUAUCGAAAAUAAGCUAUCCACAAAUUUUUCUCUCAAAUUAUGAUAAAAAACGAUAUUUUAUUCAAACUAAAAAUUGAUCCUUUAUUGUACCAGGUUAAACUUGAGAAUAAUGAAAACCGGAUGAAAUUUAAGUUAAUCCUUCACGAAUAAUCGAACUUUUAAUCGAACGCUCUUCAUCUAGUUCCGGACAAGUGUUGCAUCGCAUUUUUUGGACGCUUGAGUCCAAAUUUUUUUUGAACUCCUGCAUGUUCCCAGCUGCCUUGCCAGUCGUCUUGAAAAUUCUCUUCACGAUUGCCCAGUAACGUUCGAUGGGUCGAAGCUGAGGGCAAUUUGGUGGAUUAAUAUUUUUCUCAACGAAAUUUAUACCCUUUUCCGCAGGCCAAUUGAGAGUGGUUUUGGCAUAGUGAGCCGACACUAAAUCCGGCCAAAGCAGUGAAGGUGUACUAUGAUUCUUAUAUAAAGGCAGCAAUCUCUUCUGGAGACACUCAGAUCGAUAGAUUUCGGCAUUUAUAGUUCCAAUAGUGUAAAAAAUGGUUGACUUCAAACCACAGGAACAUAUUGCUUGCCAUGCCAGUACCUUUCGACCGAAGUUCUUCAUUUGAAUCGACCUGCCCGCAUCGCUCAUAUCCUCCCCAACGACGACAGUAAAGUAUUGUGGACCUGGAAGGGUUUUUGAGUCCUCCUUUUAUCGUCCAUCAAAAGGCAUGCAUCCGUACACUGCAAAAGACGCGAAGGCAAUUUCCGGGCCCUUGUUGCAGCUCGCUUCUUCUGUUCUACACUUUAUUUCGAAAUUUUCUGCUUCUUGUAGGUCUUCAGGUGAUUUCGCCUCUUGAUACGCUGGACUCUGGACCGACUCUCGUUCCUGAUUUUUUGGCCAAAUCACGUAUUGACAUUGAUUUGUUCUUCGUGAUUAGAGAUACCACUUUCUGGUCCAGUUUCGGGUUGGAAGAACCGGGUUUUCUGCCUCUUCCUGGUAGCUCAUCUAAAGAAUAGUGUUCCCAAACUUAUUAAUGAAGGUUUUAACACCGGCAUGAUGAAUUCCAAACUGCUUCGCCAAUUUUCGCAUAGUAAUACCCUUCUCACUUAGCCACGUGUCCAGAACCUUAAUUUUCACUUCCUUUUCAAUACGCGACAUUUUGAAAAUGCAGAAUUUUAACCGCACAAACAAGUAAACAAACGAAAGCUGACAGCCAAACGCACAGCAUGCUGUGAUCUGAGCAUAAAAACCAUCACAAAUACAUGCGUACAACAUAAAUAUAUGUGGAUAGCUUAUUUUCGAUACACUCCUUAUAUGAGGGCAUAUAAGGAAAGAAGAGCAUACGAUUAUAUUAAAUAUUGAUGAGAUAAUUAAAGGAUAUUCCAGUUUGAAUAGCCAGAAGUCACACGGAGCUAAAUCGAGCGAAUACGGUGGAUGCGGAACGAUAUUAGUUGAAUUUUUGGUGAAAAAAUCACAAAGAAUCAAUGCAGUAUGCGACGGUGCAUUAUUGUGGUGCAAAAACCAAGAGUUGUCGGCCCAUAAUUCUGAUCUCUUUUUUCCAAUAGCUUCGCGCAAAUGACGCAUAACACACAAAUAGUAUUCCUUGUUGACAGUUUGGCCGGUCGGAAGGAAUUCGGAGUGCUCGACACAUCGACAAUCAAAGAAAACUGUCAACAUUACCUUGAUUUUUUACAUCCUGGACGUGGUGCGUUCGCGACCCUCUUUGUACAACUUGUCCCAAUCAAAAACACUUGCUCGCUACAUACAAUUCUCACUGAAGGCCUUUUGCAACAUUCUGAACGUUUCGGCACCAGAAAUUUGAUUCCGCACACAAAAUUUAGUGGAACUUCUUUGUUCAAUAAUUUCAUUCAUUGUAAAAAUCGCCGAUUCCGCUUUUAUAUAAUACUUCAGAAAGA
Molecule: messenger RNA, 7680 nt
Organism: Malaya genurostris
Lineage: Eukaryota; Metazoa; Arthropoda; Insecta; Diptera; Culicidae
Product: LIM/homeobox protein Lhx9-like
Exons: 6
Coding region: 1769-2749 (326 amino acids)
Biological process (GO): positive regulation of transcription by RNA polymerase II
Cellular component (GO): nucleus
Molecular function (GO): transcription coactivator activity; DNA-binding transcription factor binding
Source: RefSeq, a predicted model, not a curated record